AUGAUUCCCUCUAAAAUUAUCAAAAGAUAAGAAUCACUAACAUCAAAUACAAUUUAAGAUCUAUCAUAAAUGAAAAAGGUACAAAGUAAUCUAAUAUUGGUAUCCAAAGCAUGUAGUUUACCAAAAUAAUUUUAGAAAAAUGAUAAAUUGAAAACUUCAGGAAAUAAAAUAGAAUCUAUUAAACAUUCAAAAAAUAACUCUAUGAAUCAUUUAUCAACUACUGAAAAUACUAAAAUUAUAGAUUCUAUUCAAAAUGCUUCUUCUAUUUAUAUUAACAACAAAACAGAAGAAUUUUAAAUAAGAAAUGAGAUUCAACAUAAAUCAUAAAUUAUUAUGGAUUUAAAUAAAAAUAUAUCCUAAUUAUAAUUUCAUAAUGCCAAUUAAUAAGUUACGAUAUCAUAUUUAGAAAAAGAUGUUUAAUAAUUAAAUUAAACAAUAGAAAAAAUGUGUUAAUAACUUUCAGAUUCUAAUAAUGAUUAUAGUAAUGAAUUAUUAGAUCUUAAAAAUUAAAUUACAAAAAAAGAUAAAUUAAUAAUGUUUUACAAAUCUGAAAAUUAAUAAUUAUUAAAUAUUAUUAAAUAGGGAUCAUAUGCUAAAAUAAAAGUAGAUAAAGAAAAUCAACCUAAUAUCACUUAAGCAAAUCAAUAGGAUUAAAUUAAUUAUUUAAAAGAUUAAAUAGAUUUAUAAAGAUAAUAAUUUUAAUAAACUGAAAAUUCUUUAUAAAAAUAAAUAUCAGGAUUAAAUCAAUUUGUUAAUGAAUUAUUUAAUUAAUAAUUAUCUGAAAGAUUAAAUACUAAUAUUAGCAGUAGAGCUGAUAAAGAUAUUAGAAAUAGAAAACAUUCAUUAUAAAAUGAUAUGGAUUCAUUCUAAUCUUAAUUAUAAAACCUUGAUAAAUAAUAAAGAUUAGAUCAUUAAUUUGAUAAUGUAUAAUGUAAUCUUAAUUAAUUAAAUGAAAAAUAUUUAAAUACAAUUUAUACUGAUAAUCUAAAUACACAUAAUAUAAAGGAAAUAACAAAAUUAUAACAAAUUGUUCAAAUACAAAAGAAAUAAAUUGAAUUAUAAUAAAAAACUAUACUUAAUCAACACUUUGAAAUUCAAAAUUUAUAAACAUUACUUUAUAAAAAUGAUUUAGAUUGUCUCCCUAAAUUUAGUGAAAAAAAAGAAGUUUAAGAAGAUAUUAUAACAAAUGAUUUUACAAAUUCUCCAAAAGAUGAUAUGUAUAAUUAUUAUUAUUAUAUUAUUUUUUAGUUAUCAUUUGAAUGACAGUUAAAGUGAGAUUAAACCUAAAUACUAUUUGGAUAAUAUUUAAAAUAUAUUCUAGAAAUUUUAAGUUAUAACAGAAGAAAAUACUUUCAGAAAUUGA
Molecule: messenger RNA, 1363 nt
Organism: Paramecium primaurelia
Lineage: Eukaryota; Ciliophora; Oligohymenophorea; Peniculida; Parameciidae
Source: the annotation of a GenBank genome assembly